Leopardus geoffroyi (Geoffroy's cat) is the source of this 1442-nucleotide messenger RNA. It is a transcript of the gene MS4A13, whose product is annotated as membrane spanning 4-domains A13. The record is from RefSeq and is a predicted model, not a curated record. Gene Ontology annotation, cellular component: plasma membrane. The transcript is spliced from 7 exons. NCBI's taxonomy places the organism in Eukaryota, Metazoa, Chordata, Mammalia, Carnivora, Felidae. The coding region runs from base 366 to 893 and encodes 175 amino acids. Gene Ontology annotation, biological process: cell surface receptor signaling pathway.
UGCUGCUGCUGCCGUUGGAGGCCCGCGUGGCCUGAAGAGCCUGCGGGCCUGCUGGGUCCUGGGCUCCUGGCAAGCUCAGUGAUGCCCGGUGGAGUCUGGGGGCCUGGCCCUGAGGGCGCCGCCAGCUGAAAUCUGCCUCUUGAGCUAGGCCUGGGUACUGGCAGGACGACCCGGACGGGGUGCUGGAGGAGCGCUGCUGGGCAGGGAGACCAGCCCCUGCGGGGAUCCCCGUCUUAGCCUCGGCUUGGACCUGAGAGGGCAAAACUCGAUCCUUAGGACCUUGACCAAGUAAAAUGAGGGAAGUUUGCUAAUAAAGAUAUCACCAAAGAUUCGAAGCAUAAUCAUCUAGAGGAAAUGCUGGUAGUAUGGCUGUAUGUGUAUGUUCAAAACUCUCUACAGCAGACAGUCUUGUUUUAGGGGCUGUCCAGAUUAUGAUUGGCAUAUUUCACGUUUUCAUGUGGUACUUCCUACUGAUUUUGUAUAUGGGACAAAUUAGAGGAGUCUUUGGGACAUACGAACCUAUAACUUACAAAGCAGGAUGUCCUUUAUGGGGAGUCAUCUUUAUCAUUGCAGGAGUCUCCAUAAUAAGAGUAGCAAAGCAUCCAACUCCAGGCGUGAUUACAUUUGCUUUGAUCAUGAACAUCUCAUGCAUAAUUACUUCAGUUAUUGCAUCAGUUCUAACAAUAAUUGAGUUGUCUUCUUUUAAUUCGGUGUCAUAUAGGAAUUACGGACAAGCGAAACUUGGAAGGGAAGUUUCACGUAUUUUACUGCUCUCUUACUCCCUUGAGAUUUCUGUUGCGUUAACAUACGCAAUCUUUGGCUGUAUUGGUUUGAGUCAUCAUAAUGAAGAUAGUCUCACAGCUGUCCCAGAGGAAUUUGAGAGUACUUUUUAAGAACCUUAAAAAUGUGAGAUUUUUCCUGGUGCUCAUACCUGCUGUGGGCCCUAAUGAUAUCUCUGUAUAACAAAGCUGCUACAAAGCCCACAGGUGUUGUGCAAAAGAAAAUACAAAACAAGUUGGAUUUUUUCUUCUCGGUAUUCAAGGAAUUUCUCUGCACAUAUUUUUGUAGGCUCCAAGUGGAAAGCUUUUCCCUAUUUAAAUACGUUAUUAUGAGGGAAAAAUUAUUUUCUAGUACUCUGAACCUGUCAACCCUGUCUUAACUCUGAAGCUUCACCUCUCCCUAAGAGAGCUUUUGUAAGAGACCAUAAAAAAGAUCUGUGAUUGUCUCUAGAGGGCAGGCUAUAAAGACUUGGUGAGUGAUACUACGUAAUUCUCAGGAAAACUUUAAAAUACAAGUAAAGAGUACAUUUCAGUAUGACUUCUUCUACCAGAACUAGCUUCUACUUGAACAAAGGAUGAAUCCAAAGUCAUCCAAUUCAUAGUCCCUUCAUUGUUCCUCUUUGACUGUUUCUCUCCUCAUUAAAGUUCCUUCCUGCCCUGAAA